CGAUUUUUAAUGCCAUAUUGUAUUGAUACUAUUAUUAAAAUUAUUCAAGUUCGAUUAACUGAAAAAGAUGAAUUGAAUUUUACUAUUGUAUGGGCUUUGGGUGUUUAUCCUGUUGAAAGUGAAGAUCGUGAGAUGGAAGUUACUCUUUUUGUUCCAGUAAACGAAGAUGAGAGAGAUCCUAAUACUCAAUCAGUUUUUGUGAAAAGCGAAUAUUAUAGUGUUUGUGGAAAGGUAGUAACUGGAACUUACAACGGAAAAUUUAGAUUAAAAAUGAUAGCUAUGUUGUCAACACACUUUACACUUAAAAGAGAUCUUGGUUCUAAUAGAUGUCUAUUAAAAGCUUUAUUAGUUAGUGUUGCUCAGGAUCUUCCAAAGGAAAUUGAUAGUGAAAAUGCAAUGUUUGAAUUAUCAGUAAACGAUUAUAACGAAUCGGUACUUUUUGUUGUUAGACAUUUGGAAGUUAUUCAGCAAGAUUUAUACAUAUAUACUGCUGAUACUUCUUUUGUCAAGGUUUGUUCUGCGGUUAAAAGAAAAUUUUCUAGUUCAAGUGAUUCUCAAACUACAUCUGGUGAGUAUAGGUCUGUUCGGUCAAGACUUUUAACUGCUCACCAGAAUGUUAUUAAAAAAUUGCCUCAAGUAUCUUCAGUUGAAGCAAAUAAAUGUUUAGUAGAUUCAGCUACUAAUGGUCCAUAUUCUACACAUAUUAGAGUUGAAGAUACUGAAGAUAAAGAUCUUUAUGUUGAACGUUAUGAGGAACAUGUAGAUAAUCAUAACGGACACGAAAGUAGUAUCAUGAAUAAAAGUAAGAAAAUUGUACAUGGUUGUGGGAAGAGAGAUAAGGGUAAAGAGAAAAUAACACAACCUGUAGUGCAUAAUACAAGAAGUCAGACGGAAAUGUUUAAAGAUACGAAUGAUGAAUAG
Scutellospora calospora is the source of this 921-nucleotide messenger RNA. Lineage: Eukaryota; Fungi; Glomeromycota; Glomeromycetes; Diversisporales; Gigasporaceae. The record is from the annotation of a GenBank genome assembly.